CUCUCGCGAGUGCGCUGGUUCUGUGGAACUAGAACUCUGUUGCACGAGAGCCAUGUCUGCGCUGAGGAAAUUAAUUUCGGGCUCCAGCAAAGCCGGCGCGUGCGGGAGGCACAUUCUGGAGUUCGCGUCACACGACGAAGCUGCCCUGUGUAGGCAGGCGCACGCGUCCCCCGCGCUGCAGAAGUCUCCGGACGCGGCGGCCAUGUCGCGGCAGCCGGGCAGGGCCGGCCUCCGGACUUCGCUGCCGCUGACCAAGCCCAUUGCGGACCGCUCCGCCGCGCCGCCUCCGGAGCGUCCGCAGAUACGCAUCGAUCCCAGCCUCCUAAAUCUGCAGGAGACGACCAGCCAGCAAUCGAGGAAUCGUCCCGGUAGAGCAAACAAUCAGUCCAAGGCUUCCACGGAUAAAUGAACAACUUUUAUAGACCCUUAUGUGUAUACGUGUAUGUGACGUACACAGUAUAGUACAGAACCAAAGGCCUCCAGCACCACGGUCCCACAGACGAAGAAUCUGCAGCAACACAUCAGUAAUCUGGAGGAGACAAAGAUUAUGCUGCAUCCGAGCUGCUGUUGAUACCCGACGACGUCUUCCUUCCUCCAGUGCUAUAACGAUAAAAACUAGCAGAAACCUAUAUCUGCCAUAGUAGAGUAUGUCUAUCAUUAGAGUUGUACAUAGAAAAAUGGCAUAGCCGGUUGAAGCUGUAUAAAUUUAUUACGGAAGUUGAAAUAGAUUGUAAACUUAUAGAUUUCAUUAAGACUACUGAAAUUUAUGUGUUGCCAAAGUAAUAAACUAACAGAGCAUAACUCCGUCCAAAUAUGAGAGUCUAACGACCAAACUCCAACCCUACCAAGGUAAAAAUAUUUUAUCUUUCUUGUGAUGUGAUUUUGUGUAUAAAAUUAUAAGCACUGACAAGAAUACCCUUAUUGAUGCCUAAGCUAAUAAAGAGCUAAUUUUGUAUUUUUGAA
Molecule: messenger RNA, 963 nt
Organism: Schistocerca americana (American grasshopper)
Lineage: Eukaryota; Metazoa; Arthropoda; Insecta; Orthoptera; Acrididae
Exons: 2
Coding region: 53-409 (118 amino acids)
Source: RefSeq, a predicted model, not a curated record